Molecule: messenger RNA, 784 nt
Organism: Heterotrigona itama
Lineage: Eukaryota; Metazoa; Arthropoda; Insecta; Hymenoptera; Apidae
Source: the annotation of a GenBank genome assembly
AAGGAGCUGUUCGGGGCGGGAGAGACCGGCCAACCGGAUGGGGUUAGCAGCCGGAAGAUGUCGAAUGGCUCGACCGGAAGUACCAAGCACAAAUGGCUGAAAGCAUUCAAGAGCCUGAAAACCAGCUCGCCGUCGACUCCGCCAUCAGCCGACAAGUCAGUAGCCAUUUCGAUGAGAAUGGACUUUCAAAUGAAUGAGGAAUGGAUUCUCUCCCUCUUCCUUUUCUCUUUCCUCUCACUUUUGUUCUCUACAGUUCUCAUGGAUUUUUGCUUUACUUUUCCUUUAGAUAAGCCGUUUUGUUCUAGAGUUUUGUUAACAGAAAUUGAAAGUUGCGUUCGAAUAACCGGUAUUGUUGUGUUUUAUUGUCAAUGCUUCACUAACACAGAGGGAAACAGGCGAUGUACCAUGCCGUUUCUACAGUCGUCGCAAUGUCCAGUAUUUUAUACUGAAAAGUACCGUUUCUUCCAGGAAAAGUUUGGAAUCCGAGGGAGGCCACUCUUGGCGCGAGUACACCUACCGGAAGAUCACUCCGUGCGAUGCGUGCGGCCAGGUACUGCGUGGCCACAGUCGGCAGGGUGUCAGAUGUCGCGGGUGCAAGGCAAACGCCCACACCGAUUGCACCAAUUUGGUGCAACCUGCCAUGUGCCCGAGCCUGGCGCCUAAAAAGAGCGGCGGGAUCCCCCUUCUUCGUCGACAAAAAACUCAGACACAAGUGGACGACACCGCAGCCGCGGAAUACAGUAAGUACUCGCCAGUUUGGGACUGUGACUGUGUCGAAAGUUGA